Molecule: messenger RNA, 983 nt
Organism: Malania oleifera
Lineage: Eukaryota; Viridiplantae; Streptophyta; Magnoliopsida; Santalales; Ximeniaceae
Exons: 2
Coding region: 100-675 (191 amino acids)
Source: RefSeq, a predicted model, not a curated record
ACUACUGAAAAUCAUAGCCCUUUCCAAUCUCUCUCUCUCUCUCUCUCUCUCUCUCUCUCUCUCUCUCCUGUGAGCUCCCAAUCGCUUAUUACUUCAAAAAUGGAGAAGGUGGCGAUCGAAACGCCUCACAAGGAGAAGAACCUAGUUGAAUCAGAAAAUGCCCUUCCAGAGUUCAAAACACCUCAGAAUCAACAAAUUUCGAAUCAGAAGUCAGAUGAUUCCUGCAAAACGGGAACCCCUGCCCGCCUAACUCUCUCUGCUGUGAAUUCCCCUUCCCUCAUUACGUCAAAAAUGGAGAAGGUGGCGAUAGAAGCGCCUCACAAGGACGAUGGAGCUCAGUCAGAAAACACCCUGUUGGAGUUGAAAACACCACCAACUCAGAAUCAACAAAUUUUGGAUCAGAAAUCACACAAUUCCAGCAAUGAUCUUCGCAAAACAGGGUCCCCUGUCCGCCUAAGUGUCCCCAAAGCAUUCAAAUAUCCCGAAAGUUAUACAAGCCCAACUGAUCUGAUGAUGUCUCCCAUCUCGAAAGGGCUUCUCGCCAGAAGAAGGAAGGGCAGCCUGCUCUUACCCCCUUCCAAAAAUCAACCUAAGGUACUGUUACUGUCAUAUGCCCUCGUAUAUUUUCACUAUCCCUGCAACUUUUUGGAGCAGGGAUUUCUUGGGAUGUUGUAAAACUUAUGAACAAUUGUUGCUUUGCUGCAACCGCAGAUUCUGGAGUCGCGCCUUCAGGAUGUAGGGCUCUUUUGAGUUGAUCGAGUCUACAACAUAGUCCUAAUGUGCUGGUGGGUAGUUUAAAUUAAUCAGUUGGAUUCUUGAGCUUGUUAGAAUUUUGUCUGUAGUUCUGUACUAUUCAGCAUAUGGAUCAGCGUUCCAUUGUAUAAACAUGGGUAGGGGGGUUGGAAUUUGUCAAGCUUAAAUUAAUGGAAGUUCUUCUAUCGUUUAGGGCUUUUCUGUAAUGGCAAUGGUUUUGGUUCGUCCAA